This is a messenger RNA of Harmonia axyridis, 3291 nucleotides long. RefSeq lists its product as uncharacterized. Bases 1 to 2946 code for a protein of 981 amino acids. The record is from RefSeq and is a predicted model, not a curated record. NCBI's taxonomy places the organism in Eukaryota, Metazoa, Arthropoda, Insecta, Coleoptera, Coccinellidae. The transcript has 3 exons. Gene Ontology annotation, molecular function: catalytic activity.
AUGGAGAAAAAAUAUGCUGAAAAAACUGAUAAUGAGCGUAAACAGUACUCUGAUAUACUGAAAACUGAUCGGAUAGGAGAUAAGAUAGCAAACAAGACUUCUGACAGCAAGAUAGUUCCAAGAGUAGUAGUUCAGAUGCAUGAGGACGCCGAGGUUGACAGGCGACAUCUGAUAGAUGACACUAAUUUCAAAUUCAAAGCAAGACAACAACAACAAAGUAAAUUCACGUCAACAUCAAAGAAUCAGGGCAAUAAAGAAAUACAUAUCAGAAAUAUUAAUAAUGAAACAUCAUACAAUCACGACGGUUUUGAAAGAGUUCAACGCAGAAGACCUAAAUCUAGACGACUUGGUACAACGAGAGUCUCCGAAGAAGAGGAAAAAACAGGUUUUGUUGGAGCUGAAAGAAGAGCAUGGAUAUAUCUUUAUAGAAUAAAACGACAUGUUAAAGCUCAACAAGUAGAAGAAUAUGUGAAGAAAAACCCGGCUUUCACCAAUGAAAAGGUCGAAGUGAAAGAGUUACCAAAUAAUAAAUCAUAUCAGAGGGACCCACAGAAGCAUGUGAAGAACAACCAUGAAUACUCUAAUAAGGUGGGUAACUACAGCAUUAUUCAUCAAAAUAUACAAUCUUUGGGAAACAGUAUAGAUCAGGUUGAACAACUUUUGAGGGAAAAUACAGAAACUUUAAUACUUUGUAUUACAGAACACUGGAGGUCAAGAAAUCAAAUCACUCAGAUUGGUAUUCAAGGCUUCAGACUAAUGUCCUGUUUUUGCAGAGAGGAGGGAAAGCAUGGAGGAUCAGCCAUUUACAUCAAAGAUUCUAUAGUAUGUAGAGAAUACAAAAAUACAAAUAAGCUAUCCAUACUUGGAGAAUUUGAAUUAUGUGCUGUUGAGUGUUCUCUGAAAAAGAUUAACAUUAUUGUCCUAUGUAUCUAUCGACCACCGGGCGGUUCAAUUGAGGUAUUUUUUAACCAGCUAGAGAAUAUUCUUUCCAACCAGAUAAACCUUGAAAGUACUAUUUUUAUAACAGGGGAUUUCAACAUUGAAAUGCUGGACGAAAAUAGAAAUAAGCUCAGACUGGCUACAAUGCUCAAUUUCUACUCCAUCAGAACAACUGUUGUUAACUACACCAGAGUAACUGAGCAAACUAAAAGCUGCUUAGAUAACAUAUGUACAAACCUACAUAAUGGACACACAUCGGUAAUUCUUGCAUCACAUGUAUCUGAUCACUUUGGGCAGAAAUUUGUGUUCAAUAUAGACAAAAAUGAUGAAAGGAAAUUUGUUCGCAAAAGAUUUCUCUUCGAUGAAGCAAAUAGAAUUAACUUUGUAGACCAACUGAAACAACAAACAUGGGAGGACAUACUUGUAAUCGAUAGGAAGGAUGUGAAUGAGCAGUGGAAGACUUUUAUCAAUGUCUAUUUGAACAUAUUCAACCAAAGCUUUCCACUUACCAGAAUUCAUUCCAAUAACAACAAGAAAUACAAGAAGAGUGAACGUGCUGAGGAAAUCAAACAUCAAUUAGAUAUUUUACUAGUACUUUUGACUGAUAACCCAUCUCUCAAGGAGCAAUACAAAAACAUGAAAAAGUAUUAUGACAGCAUAUUGAAAGAGGACAAAAAGAAAUAUCUUCAGGAUAGAAUAAUGAAAUCAGAUUGCAAAAUGAGAUCCAUGUGGACCAUAUGUGGAGAGUUAACAGGGAAAAAUAAACAUAGAGAAAAUAACAUCGAUGAAGAUCCAAAAUCAUUGCCAGACAAAUUUAACAUACACUUGAUUGAAGCAGUCCAAAAACUAGUAGAUGAAGUGCAUCAUCAGAAUUUCUUCUGUGAUAUAGAAGAGAAUGAUCAGUCGCUGUUCUUGAGACCUGUAAAUACUGGGGAACUAGUUAACCUGUGUUCCAGACUGAAGAACAAACAUUCCAGCGGAUAUGAUGACAUUCCAACCAGUAUUGUCAAACUUUCACUUGUACAGAUAGCAUCAGUAUUGUGUUACAUCAUCAACAACUCCAUGAAAUUUGGGAAAUUCCCUGAUCAGUUGAAAUUUGCCCUCAUAAAACCCAUAUAUAAGAAGGGAGACCGUAAUAGUCUUGAUAGUUAUAGGCCAAUCAGCUUGCUGCCCUCAUUCUCCAAAAUUUUCGAACUGGUAAUGUGCACAAGAUUGUUGGAUUUCUUCAAAAAAUGUAAUCUGUUUUUGGACUCGCAACAUGGUUUCCUGAAAGGUAAAUCUACAAAUACUGCCAUCUAUCAUUUUGUAAAUAUGAUACUCCAGGAAUUUGAGAAGAAGAAUUUAGCAAUUGGUGUGUUUUUAGAUCUUAGCAAGGCCUAUGAUUGUGUGAACCUCGAAUAUUUACUAAUAAAACUUGAAAAAUAUGGCAUAAGAGGAAAAGCAUAUAAGUGGAUUGAAUCUUAUCUUCUAGACAGAAAACAGCAAGUCAUCAUUAAUGAAAACAAAUCCAAUAUUGCAAUUAAAGAAAGAGGUCUAGCGCAGGGCAGUAACGCAGGUCCUAUUUUUUUCAUCAUCUAUAUUAAUGACCUUAUUAUGGAUGGACUGGUGAACUAUGUGGAUGACACCAACAUAUUGGUAUCUGGAAGGACCCUCCCGGAGGCAGUUGAUAAGGCGUAUGACAGUUCAUCUAGAAUCUGUGAUUGGUUCAACAGGAAUGAGUUGGCACUGAAUUCGUCGAAGACAAACAUUAUGGUAUUCAGAACAAAGAACUCCCGAGUUACUCCAACUGGCACCAUAAACCUGAAUGGCAAUGAAGUGAAACCUGUUCAUGAUAUGAGAUUUCUUGGAAUACAUAUUGAUGAAUUUUUAGAUUGGAACAGUCAUGUGGAAAAAACUGGGCUGAGAUUGAGUAGCAUUGGAUAUGGAAUCAGAGUGGUAUCCAGACAUAUGGAUGAGAGGACAUUGAAAAUACUGUACCACGCCAACUUUGAAUCGGCACCAAGUUGAAUUCAGCUCUAACUUUGGUCAUGGCUAUAAUACAAGGACGACGAAUUUCAUUUACCCUUCUCAUAGGCUUACAAGUACAGAAAAAGGAACCUACUAUAUGUGCAUAAAACUAUAUAAUAAAUUACCAUCUACAUGCAGAUUAUCUAGCUUAAUAAAAUUCAAGAAUGCCAUAAAGAAACUGCUAAUUAAACUGGAACCAUAUUCACUUAGAGAUUUUCUAGAUUGUAACAACUUGUCAGAGUUUGUAUAGAUUGUAUAUAUUGUUGUUGACAUCAUUUCGCUUCUCUCUCUGUAAUUUACUGUGGGGAUGAUUUGAAAUAAAGGAAUUUAUUAUUAUUAUUAUUA